This is a messenger RNA of Pongo pygmaeus (Bornean orangutan), 1531 nucleotides long. It is a transcript of the gene GTF3A, whose product is annotated as general transcription factor IIIA. NCBI's taxonomy places the organism in Eukaryota, Metazoa, Chordata, Mammalia, Primates, Hominidae. Gene Ontology annotation, cellular component: nucleus. The record is from RefSeq and is a predicted model, not a curated record.
AUGCAGGAUGUGAAAAAUAUGGAUAUGGCGAACAUCCCACAAGUCAUCCUGCCAGUUAUCUCAGCCUUUCGCCGAAGACGCAAAAACCCCCGCCUCUCAUCCACGGCUGGCAGGGCGCGGCCGCGAGCCGCGGCGGGGCCUCCUGGCGCAUGCGCGAUCUUCUGGAGCAUACGCAGCAGCGGCGCCGACGCGGGGCGGUGCCUGGUGACCGCGAGCUCUCCCGGAAGUGUGCCGGCGUCGCGCGAAGGUUCCGCCGGGAGCCGUGGGCUGGGCGCGCGGUUCUCCGCACGUGUCUCGGCACGUGGCAGCGCGCCUGGCCUUGGGCUUGGAGGCGCUGGCGCCCUGGAUCCGCCGGCUAUGGUCGCCGAGUCGGUGUCGUCCCUGACCAUCGCCGACGCGUUCAUUGCAGCCGGCGAGAGCUCAGCUCCGACCCCGCCGCGCCCCGCGCUUCCCAGGAGGUUCAUCUGCUCCUUCCCUGACUGCAACGCCAAUUACAGCAAAGCCUGGAAGCUUGACGCGCACCUGUGCAAGCACACGGGGGAGAGACCAUUUGUUUGUGACUAUGAAGGGUGUGGCAAGGCCUUCAUCAGGGACUACCAUCUGAACCGCCACAUUCUGACUCACACCGGAGAAAAGCCGUUUGUUUGUGCAGCUAAUGGCUGUGAUCAAAAAUUCAACACAAAAUCAAACUUGAAGAAACAUUUUGAACGCAAACAUGAAAAUCAACAAAAACAAUAUAUAUGCGGUUUUGAAGAUUGUAAGAAGACCUUUAAGAAACAUCAGCAGCUGAAAAUCCAUCAGUGCCAGCAUACCAAUGAACCUCUAUUCAAGUGUACCCAGGAAGGAUGUGGGAAACACUUUGCAUCACCCAGCAAGCUGAAACGACAUGCCAAGGCCCACGAGGGCUAUGUAUGUCAAAAAGGAUGUUCCUUUGUGGCAAAAACAUGGACGGAACUUCUGAAACAUGUGAGAGAAACCCAUAAAGAGGAAAUACUAUGUGAAGUAUGCCGGAAAACAUUUAAACGCAAAGAUUACCUUAAGCAACACAUGAAAACUCAUGCCCCAGAAAGGGAUGUAUGUCGCUGUCCAAGAGAAGGCUGUGGAAGAACCUACACAACUGUGUUUAAUCUCCAAAGCCAUAUCCUCUCCUUCCAUGAGGAAAGCCGCCCUUUUGUGUGUGAACAUGCUGGCUGUGGCAAAACAUUUGCAAUGAAACAAAGUCUCACUAGGCAUGCUGUUGUACAUGAUCCUGACAAGAAGAAAAUGAAGCUCCAAGUCAAAAAAUCUCGUGAAAAACGGAGUUUGGCCUCUCGUCUCAGUGGAUAUAUCCCUCCCAAAAGGAAACAAGGGCAAGGCUUAUCUUUGUGUCAAAACGGAGAGUCACCCAACUGUGUGGAAGACAAGAUGCUCUCGACAGUUGCAGUACUUACCCUCUGCUAAGAACUGCACUGCUUUGUUUAAAGGACUGCAGACCAAAGAGCGAGCUUUCUCUCAGAGCAUACUUUUCUUUAUUAAAAUUACUGAUGCAGAA